AUUACUAUUACUAAUUAAAUUAAAUCCCUUUCAUCUCAAAAUCUGCGCUGCUGCUCCCAUGCCAGAGAAAAAUCUCAUCAAAAACUGCUCUUCAGAAAAGAAUGGUGAUUCCCUCGUACCAAAAAGGCUGGAGGGACAAGUCGCAAUCAUAACAGGUGGAGCCAGAGGAAUCGGAGAAGCGACGGUGAGACUCUUCGUCAAACACGGUGCUAGAGUGGUCAUCGCCGACGUCGAGGACGCACUCGGCACCGCACUCGCCUCCUCUUUAUCCCCUUCCGCCACCUACGUGCACUGCGAUGUCGGAAAAGAGGGAGACGUCAGAAGCCUCGUGGACACCACUGUCUCCACCUUCGGACGCCUCGACAUAAUAUUCAACAACGCCGGAAUUCUGGGAAGCCAGUCAAGAAACAGGAUGAGUAUCAUGGAAUUCAACCCAGAGGAAUUCGACCGCAUCAUGAGCGUCAACGUGAAAGGCACCGCACUGGGGAUGAAGCACGCGGCGAGAGUGAUGGUUCCGGCACGGCGCGGGUGCAUAAUUUCGACGUCGAGCACAGCCGGGUUCAUGGGUGGGAUGGGACCGUACGCUUACACUGCGUCGAAACAUGCCAUUGUUGGGCUGACCAAGAACGCGGCUUGUGAGCUGGGGACGUAUGGGAUAAGAGUGAACUGUAUAUCUCCUUUUGGGGUGGCGACCUCCAUGCUCCUUAAUGGAUGGAGAGGAGAGGAUGAUUCAGAGCCAAAGGGAGUGCCCAGUGAAGAAGAGGUUGAGAAAUUGGAGGAGAUAGUGAAGGCCAUGGCUAAUCUCAAGGGUCCUGCGCUUAAAGCUAUGGACAUUGCAGAGGCUGCUCUUUAUUUAGCAAGUGACGAGUCAAGAAAUGUUAGUGGUCAUAACCUUGUGGUGGACGGUGGCUUCACCGCUUCUAAGAACUGCGUGGGACUCUGAGUCUGGUCAUUGAUGGUUACGUCGAAAGUCAUCGACAGUUAUUGAUGAGUCGUUAACGAUAUUAUUAAUUUAUUAUAAUGUUUAAGAUAUUGCAUGCUUGGUAUCUCUUAUUUUUAAUUAGAA
Messenger RNA from Prosopis cineraria, 1066 nucleotides. RefSeq names its product short-chain dehydrogenase reductase 2a-like. The record is from RefSeq and is a predicted model, not a curated record. Gene Ontology annotation, molecular function: oxidoreductase activity, acting on the CH-OH group of donors, NAD or NADP as acceptor. NCBI's taxonomy places the organism in Eukaryota, Viridiplantae, Streptophyta, Magnoliopsida, Fabales, Fabaceae.